AUGGAACAGGCUACCAUAUUCUCCAUGAAGUCGCCUAAUCUGACUAAUUUCAUUUUCCCCCCAUCGUCCUUCUCAACUCCUACAUUUACAAAUCCUAGUUGCUUGUGCUUCGUACUUUCUGUGACUAAAUGUACGGACCAAGACUCAGACCAGCUCCUUCAUCCAUGUUUUGGGUUCCAGUGCUACUGGAGCCUAUUCCCUCUACCUGGACGUGUGCAUCCUAUUGAUCUCUGUGCAACGUGUCUGCAGGCACUGGAAAGCUAUAAUCAACAACUCCAAAGCUAUCCAGCGAGCUCUAUUCUUCGAACCUGCAAACCCUCAUUCAAAAGUUUUGGUGCAACGGAAAAGAAAUUGUCGAAAACCAAUAUCACAGUCCAUGGCAUCCUGACUGAUAGUUAA
Messenger RNA from Monascus purpureus, 399 nucleotides. The record is from the annotation of a GenBank genome assembly. NCBI's taxonomy places the organism in Eukaryota, Fungi, Ascomycota, Eurotiomycetes, Eurotiales, Aspergillaceae.